This is a messenger RNA of Trypanosoma grayi, 1317 nucleotides long. RefSeq names its product putative methylenetetrahydrofolate dehydrogenase-like protein. The transcript has a single exon. The record is from RefSeq and is a predicted model, not a curated record. Gene Ontology annotation, cellular component: cytosol. Lineage: Eukaryota; Euglenozoa; Kinetoplastea; Trypanosomatida; Trypanosomatidae. Bases 1 to 1317 code for a protein of 438 amino acids. Gene Ontology annotation, molecular function: methenyltetrahydrofolate cyclohydrolase activity; methylenetetrahydrofolate dehydrogenase (NADP+) activity. Gene Ontology annotation, biological process: tetrahydrofolate interconversion.
AUGAAGGCAGAUGUCCUAAGUGGGCGCUGUCUCAGCAAUGCGGUGCUGGCGCGCAUCAAGCAGGAGAUGCCGCUCCUGCGACGACCGCCAUGCCUAGCGGUUGUGGUUGUUGGCAGCCGCCCGGACUCUAUGCGGUAUAUCGCGAUGAAGCAGCGGGUUGCAGAGAAGUGUGGCAUCCGCUUCCAACUCCACCAGCUGCCCGUGGCGGCUCCGCAGCACCAGCUACACCACGAACUGCAGUGCGUCAGCGGCGAUGAUUCAGUUGACGGUGUGUUGUUACAGCUGCCGUUGCCGCCUCACCUUCGCGCGUGUCCGGCGCUGCUGUGCAUUCACCCGAGCAAGGACGUGGAUGGUCUGCACCCACUCAACGCGGGCAACCUCUUUCUGCACGAGAACCCCAUCUACGCAGACGCUCUUCACGCGGACUUCGCGGCGGCGGGGGCCGACUCACUGGUGUCACGCCGCCUGGUGGAGGGGCGUUGCUUCAUUCCUUGCACCGCGAUGGCGGUUCGUGCACUGCUCUUCUCGUACUUGGCGAAAACUACCGUGCCAGCAGGCGCAGCGCUGGGCCCGCGGCGGAGUCUGCACGCUGUGAUCAUUAACACAAGCAUGGUUGUGGGCAUCCCGACCGCUGCGCUGCUCCAGAAGGAGAGCAACAUUACGGUGACGCUCUGCAGCCGCUCCAACGGUCUUGAUGCGGUGAGGGAGAUGAGCCGGCAGGCUGACAUUCUUGUAACAGCGCUCGGCAUCCCACGGGUGGUGACGGCGGACUUUGUAAAGAGUGGUGCUAUUGUGCUGGAUGUUGCCAUCAACGAGGACACUAGCAUGGACGGUUCCGGCAGCAGCAGUAGCACCAUAAGUGAUGGCAGUAGCAGUGCUGCUGUUGGGAAAUUGCCAGGCCGUCGGCGCCUCUGCGGUGACGUUGAUGAGGCGUCGGUGAGUACGAAGGCGGCUGCGCUGACGCCUGUGCCGGGCGGCGUCGGCCCACUGACAGUCGCGUAUCUGAUGCAAAACACUCUCAAAGCGUAUCACUUGGCGCAGAAGAAGAUCAGCCUGUUUUCAUCGUUUGCCUCUGGGCACGGAGGUAGAACGCAAUCAACUGGCUCUUCUUAUACUACUUCUGUUGCUGCUAGUGGCGUUACAAGCUCUGUGCUCUGUGCGACAGGUGGGGCUGAGCUGACUACGGGGAAUGACAGCGAUAGCGGCAGCAACAGCAACGGCGGCGGCGGCGGCAGCAGCGUGGACGGGGUGACUGACGAGAGCAGUGAGGAUCCGUCUGACGGCGUAGGCAGUGAUAGCAGCUUUGGUGUGUGCUGA